Molecule: messenger RNA, 4296 nt
Organism: Symphalangus syndactylus (siamang)
Lineage: Eukaryota; Metazoa; Chordata; Mammalia; Primates; Hylobatidae
Gene: ACTN2
Product: actinin alpha 2
Molecular function (GO): protein binding; calcium ion binding
Source: RefSeq, a predicted model, not a curated record
CCGCGCGGCAGCUGCUCGCAGCCGGAGCUGGUGCUUCGCCCGAGACCCAGCGCCCAGGCGUGUCGCCCCGAGAGGAGCCGCGCGAAGGUCACCCCGCGCCCGCCGCCCGCCGCCCGCUGCCCGCCGCCUCCGUGGGUCCGUUUGCCAGUCAGCCCGUGCGUCCGAGCCCCUCGCGCCCCGCCGCAGCCCCGGCCAACCGAGCGCCAUGAACCAGAUAGAGCCCGGCGUGCAGUACAACUACGUGUACGACGAGGAUGAGUACAUGAUCCAGGAGGAGGAGUGGGACCGCGACCUGCUCCUGGACCCGGCCUGGGAGAAGCAGCAGAGGAAGACCUUCACUGCCUGGUGUAACUCCCACCUAAGGAAAGCCGGCACCCAGAUUGAGAACAUUGAAGAAGACUUCAGGAAUGGCCUGAAGCUCAUGCUGCUUUUGGAAGUCAUCUCAGGAGAAAGGCUGCCCAAACCUGACCGGGGAAAAAUGCGGUUCCACAAAAUUGCUAAUGUCAACAAAGCUUUGGAUUACAUAGCCAGCAAAGGGGUGAAACUGGUGUCCAUCGGCGCUGAAGAAAUUGUUGAUGGCAACGUGAAAAUGACCCUGGGUAUGAUCUGGACCAUCAUCCUUCGCUUUGCUAUUCAGGAUAUUUCGGUUGAAGAAACAUCUGCCAAAGAAGGUCUGCUGCUUUGGUGUCAGAGGAAAACCGCUCCUUAUAGAAAUGUGAACAUUCAGAACUUCCAUACUAGCUGGAAAGAUGGCCUUGGACUCUGUGCCCUCAUCCACCGACACCGGCCUGACCUCAUUGACUACUCAAAGCUUAACAAGGAUGACCCCAUAGGAAACAUUAACCUGGCCAUGGAAAUCGCUGAGAAGCACCUGGAUAUUCCUAAAAUGUUGGAUGCUGAAGAUUUAGUAUACACUGCCAGACCCGAUGAAAGAGCCAUAAUGACUUAUGUUUCCUGUUACUAUCAUGCUUUUGCUGGUGCACAGAAGGCCGAGACAGCGGCUAACAGGAUAUGUAAGGUUCUUGCUGUGAAUCAAGAGAAUGAGAGGCUGAUGGAAGAAUAUGAGAGGCUAGCGAGUGAGCUUUUGGAAUGGAUUCGUCGCACGAUCCCCUGGCUGGAGAACCGGACUCCCGAGAAGACCAUGCAAGCCAUGCAGAAGAAGCUGGAGGACUUCCGGGAUUACCGCCGGAAGCACAAGCCGCCCAAGGUGCAGGAGAAAUGCCAGCUGGAGAUCAACUUCAACACGCUGCAGACCAAGCUGCGGAUCAGCAACCGGCCUGCCUUCAUGCCCUCCGAGGGCAAGAUGGUGUCGGAUAUUGCUGGUGCCUGGCAGAGGCUGGAGCAGGCUGAGAAGGGUUACGAGGAGUGGUUGCUCAAUGAGAUUCGGAGACUGGAGCGCUUGGAACACCUGGCUGAGAAGUUCCGGCAGAAGGCCUCAACGCACGAGACUUGGGCUUAUGGCAAAGAGCAGAUCUUGCUGCAGAAGGAUUACGAGUCGGCGUCGCUGACAGAGGUGCGGGCUCUGCUGCGGAAGCACGAGGCGUUCGAGAGCGACCUGGCAGCGCACCAGGACCGCGUGGAGCAGAUCGCAGCCAUCGCGCAGGAGCUGAAUGAACUGGACUAUCACGACGCUGUGAAUGUCAAUGAUCGGUGCCAGAAAAUUUGUGACCAGUGGGACCGACUGGGAACGCUUACUCAGAAGAGGAGAGAAGCCCUGGAGAGAAUGGAGAAAUUGCUAGAAACCAUUGAUCAGCUUCACCUGGAGUUUGCCAAGAGAGCUGCUCCUUUCAACAAUUGGAUGGAGGGCGCUAUGGAGGAUCUGCAAGAUAUGUUCAUUGUCCAUAGCAUUGAGGAGAUCCAGAGUCUGAUCACUGCGCAUGAGCAGUUCAAGGCCACACUGCCCGAGGCGGACGGAGAGCGGCAGUCCAUCAUGGCCAUCCAGAACGAGGUGGAGAAGGUGAUUCAGAGCUACAGCAUCAGAAUCAGCUCAAGCAACCCGUACAGCACUGUCACCAUGGAUGAGCUCCGGACCAAGUGGGACAAGGUGAAGCAACUCGUGCCCAUCCGCGAUCAGUCCCUGCAGGAGGAGCUGGCUCGCCAGCAUGCUAACGAGCGUCUGAGGCGCCAGUUUGCUGCACAAGCCAAUGCCAUUGGGCCCUGGAUCCAGAACAAAAUGGAGGAGAUUGCCCGGAGCUCCAUCCAGAUCACAGGAGCCCUGGAAGACCAGAUGAAUCAGCUGAAGCAGUACGAGCACAACAUCAUCAACUACAAGAACAACAUCGACAAGCUGGAGGGAGACCAUCAGCUCAUCCAGGAGGCCCUCGUCUUUGACAACAAGCACACGAACUACACGAUGGAGCACAUUCGUGUUGGAUGGGAGCUGCUGCUGACAACCAUCGCCAGAACCAUCAAUGAGGUGGAGACUCAGAUCCUGACGAGAGACGCAAAGGGCAUCACCCAGGAGCAGAUGAAUGAGUUCAGAGCCUCCUUCAACCACUUUGACAGGGAUAAUCUUUGUUCAGUUGGUCAAGUAGAGUUCUCAUCUUGCCCUGUGCUCACCUGCUCUGUCCUUUGUUUUUGCCAACAGAGGAAGAAUGGCCUGAUGGAUCAUGAGGAUUUCAGAGCCUGCCUGAUUUCCAUGGGUUAUGACCUGGGCAAAGCCGAAUUUGCCCGCAUUAUGACCCUGGUAGAUCCCAACGGGCAAGGCACCGUCACCUUCCAAUCCUUCAUCGACUUCAUGACUAGAGAGACGGCCGACACCGACACCGCCGAGCAGGUCAUCGCCUCCUUCCGGAUCCUGGCUUCUGAUAAGCCGUACAUCCUGGCGGAGGAGCUGCGUCGGGAGCUGCCCCCGGAUCAGGCCCAGUACUGCAUCAAGAGGAUGCCCGCCUACUCGGGCCCAGGCAGUGUGCCUGGCGCCCUGGAUUACGCUGCGUUCUCUUCCGCACUCUACGGGGAGAGCGAUCUGUGAUGCUGAGCUUCUGUAAUCACUGAUCCCAUCAGAAUGCAAUAAAAGCAGAAGUCACAGUUUGUUUCCUGGAAACUUUGACAAGCUUUAUUAAGUUGAGAGAGAGAGGGGAGAAAAAAAGCCUUUUGAAGUUCAGGAAUUGCCAGCAAUAUAACACGGCUAAAAUGAAGUUUCUACAGUAUAUGACAUAGUGCGCUUCAUAAAUAGGUUUAUUUCUGAGUUUUUAGUGAAAUGUAAUGAAAUAUCGGGUUGAUUUCUUUGAUUAAACAGAACAAAUUACUUGAGUAAUAGGAAAUUAGGAGGAUCUAGGGACAGAAGGAAAGUGAAAAAUGUGAAAAUACAAAAUACCCAAGAUUUAAGACCGAGGGGAAAAAAACCACAAAUUGGUAAAUAAAGGUUUGCUAUUUGCAAAAAAUUUCAUUUAUCUCUAAUGAAAUGUGAUUGCCCCAAGGGAGUAUAUUUGGGAUUCUAAUGUUUUAUUUUCAUGCUCAUCAAAGAUUACUAUUGUGUCUUCAAAUGAAUUUAAUAUUGUGAGAUAGAACUGCCAGGGAUUAAAAAGACUACCCAAAAGAUUUUUGGCACUUACAAUUUUUAAAAUAGAGUUUAUGGUCAUCUCUUCAUUAUUUAGGGCUGGAUGGUCGACUCAGUCAGUGAUUUUUUGAUGCUUCUCUUAUCCUCCAGAAUACAGACCUAAGGAAACAUGGAAGUCAGUUUAAUUGCCAGAGAGAAGGAUGCAGUCGCUAGGUAAAAUGAGGUUUUUAGGAUUAUUUAUUGAUUCCAGGUUCCCAUGCUUUUUGUUAGAGCUUAUUAGCACAGGUUCUCAAGAGAUGACCACAUAAAAGUGCUCUGUUUUUAAAUAAGCAGGUUUCUGUAGUACUGACUGGUUCAUCACGAGGCAAGUCAGAAACCAGUAUCCUUCCAGCUCACCAGUCAGGACUUCCUUAUGCCUCUAGUUUUAUGACCUGUUAAGGAGAAGCCAGAGUUAUGGUAGGAAAGGACUAAUUCUCAGCAGCAGUGGAGGUGCGUUCUUUCUUUUGUGGAAGCUUUACAUGUGUUUUGCGUAGUAGGAAUAACUAGAUAUUUUAGCUAGUGUGCGGUGUGUGUUCACCCCUGGAAUUGGACAGUGUAUCCUAACAAGUCCCAUGUCUGGUUCUGUGUCUAAAGGCCUGCUCCGUGACACAGGAUGCAACAUGCACUCCCGCUAGCACAUCUUGAUCCGUUGAAUGUUCAUUCUUUCUUUGUGCUCAUACUGCUGUAGGCUAUAAUUCCCCCCUCUGUUUUUCCAUCUUGUUGACAGCUUGUAGAGAAUAAAGCAGGAAUUCUUUUUA